Messenger RNA from Stylonychia lemnae, 546 nucleotides. NCBI's taxonomy places the organism in Eukaryota, Ciliophora, Spirotrichea, Sporadotrichida, Oxytrichidae. The record is from the annotation of a GenBank genome assembly.
AUGGAAAGUCAGUCAACAGCUGGAUUAGUCCUAAUUUCAAAGCUCUACAACGAGGGCCUAAUCAAUGACAAGGACAGAGACAAUCUCAAGGAUAUGGUAUUCAAUGAAGACUCAACUCUUUUAACUCUGAUUGAAAAGUACUCUGAAGAUGAAUAGUACCUAAGAGAAGCUAUCCUGAAGUACGUGCAUGGUGGCAACAUGAGAAUGACUCAGUGCUAGCGAGUUAGCAUUAAGGUAGACUCAUCAGACAUCCACUAAUUGAGCAGCCCAACAGAUAGUGCAAUCGAUAUGAAGAAAAUGCGCAGAUUGAAUCAGCUGUAGCAAGAGCAACUCAAGUACGAGCAACUCGAGCAACAAGAGAACUUGAUGCCAGCCGCCUCAAAAUAAAACAACAUAUCUCUGGGCAUGAAGGGAUGCGACCUAGGGUGCUCGCCUCAAAUGUCUAAGAACAGUCUUGUGCCUAAGAAGAAGAUGGUUCAAGGCAGAUUAAGUCCUCUGGGAGUGCAGUCCAGAUAGUUCUUAUUCGACCAGAAUAUGCUUCACUGA